Messenger RNA from Cordyceps militaris CM01, 2100 nucleotides. Its product is annotated as phosphorus acquisition-controlling protein. Lineage: Eukaryota; Fungi; Ascomycota; Sordariomycetes; Hypocreales; Cordycipitaceae. Gene Ontology annotation, molecular function: protein dimerization activity. The record is from RefSeq and is a predicted model, not a curated record. The transcript is spliced from 2 exons. Bases 1 to 2100 code for a protein of 699 amino acids.
AUGAUGAGUUCUGCCGCCUGGGAAGGCCAGGACCAGCACAUGUCCUCGGGCCCCGACGACGAGUUCAACCAGUUCCUCGACAUGACGGGCAUCGGCACCAUCCCCGACGCGACCGCCAUGCAGUUUGACUUUCACACCUUCAACGAUGCCGCCUCCGCCUCCGGGCCACAGCCCAUGAUGCCCGGCGCCGCCCACCAGCAGCACGCCCAGCAACAACAUCACCAGCAGCAGCAGCAGCAGCAGUCCCGACAGAACCCCUCGGCCGACGCCCUCAUGGCCGACUCGGACCCCUCCGCCAUGAUCCCCCGCAGCGACGGCCUGCUGCAGAACCACACGCCCGCCAUGUCCGCCGUCUCCCACCCGUCCAUCACCGCCCACAUACUCGCCACCUCGGCCCCCGACUCCAUCUCCAAUAUUGACGCCCAGAUUCACUACCUCCAGCAGCAAAAAUUCCACCAGCAGCAGCGCCAGCUCCACGAGCAACAUGCCACAUUUUACGGCCCCCACGGCCACUCGGUGCCUCCCACGCCGCAGAGCCUCGAGAUGCCUCCAGGCUCGGGCCAGUUCUACUCCCAGGCCGAGCAGAUGCCCCAACGGACUGCCUACGACCGCAGCUAUCACCAGCGCGUGGCUGAGCAAGAUAUGGCCUUUACCCCUCUCGUAUCGCCCGCCGUCACCCCGCUAGAUCCCCAUUUCAACAUGGACAGCGCGUUUUCUGUCCCCAAUUCAUAUUUCAGCCCUCUGACGUCUCCUGCGCUGCAUGCGCAGCCUGACGGCUCUGUCUACGAUCACAGCACCAACUCCAACAACUCGCCCAUUGACAUGGACCUCGAGACACCGCCCGCCACACAACCAGCACCCCCCAGCCACGAUCUCGCCAAAAAGGCUCGCAGAAACAACGCCGCCAAGGCUCGCUCAAAAUCGGGCGUCAAGAACUCGCCCAUUGCCAAGCCCCAACGGCGCAAGGUUGGCCCCAGCCCGGCCAUUGUCUCCCAGGUCCUGAGCGAGGUCGACGAGAGAAGGCUGCAAAAUAGCGGCGAAGCUGGCCUGCUGCCUCUGCCGGCCACGUCGACAGAGGGCUCCGAAGAGAACGCCUCGGUCUCGCCCGAAAACCUCACAGACAUGCCACCGCCGCCGGUUCCCGCGCGGCGGUCCAACAGCAAGUCUCCCUAUAUCCAGGCGCAGAAUGGCAGCGCGAACCAGGCGCCGCCGCUUUCUCUGCACGAAGAGCGCCAGCAGCCUCACCCGGCCACGCCCGCCUCGCUCAUGAAGCUGGCCUCCAAGGGCAAGAAGCCGCACGCCGCACAGCUGGGCGACACGGCCACCGAACACAUUGAGUCUCUGGAGCUGCCCGAGUCCGUCUCCAACCGACCGCUCGCGCCCAUUGACACGCACGUUGCCUCGCAGUUUCCCGGCCACGACCAGCCUGCCUCGGCGCGCAGCACAAUAUUCCACCACCCUUCGCCGUCGCCGAAUCUGCGCCCGCUCGGCGGCACGCCGUCCGCCAACGCGAGCCCCUCGCUCGGUCCGCGAUCCGUCGGCCUGCCGGCGCGCAAAACCCCGCAACUACUGUCCCGGAAUAACCGAAAACGGUCCACCGGCUCCGUGCACGUGUCGCCGGCGCUGCUCCCCCGGAUAUCGCCCAACAUCAAGCCGCUGAUUCCCGGCACGCCGGGCAUGUCGGCCGAGGACACGUCGCGCCUGCUCAUGUCCAAGUCGAACUACCAAAACAUCCUCGAGGGCAACACGGUGCCCGGCGUCAGCUACCCGAUGGAGCUGUCGACCAACCUGACGUCGAAGCGCACGUCGCACAAGAUUGCCGAGCAGGGCCGCCGCAAUCGCAUCAACUCGGCCCUGCAGGUCAUGGCGAGCCUGCUGCCCGAUUCUGCGAAACCCACGUCGGAGGAUGGCGAGGACGGCAAGGACGGCAAGCCGCCCGGGCCCAGCAAUAGCAGCAACAGCGCCAACACGCCGAGCAGCAAGGCGAGUGUGGUGGAGAAUGCCAUUGUGCACAUGAAGAAUCUGCAAAAAGAGAAUGAAGAAUUGAAGAAGGAGGUGGAAGAGCUGAGAAGUAAAAUGGAGGCCAUGCAAAAAAGUUGA